Messenger RNA from Balaenoptera ricei (Rice's whale), 5746 nucleotides. It is a transcript of the gene PAQR5, whose product is annotated as progestin and adipoQ receptor family member 5. Gene Ontology annotation, cellular component: membrane. NCBI's taxonomy places the organism in Eukaryota, Metazoa, Chordata, Mammalia, Artiodactyla, Balaenopteridae. The record is from RefSeq and is a predicted model, not a curated record. Gene Ontology annotation, molecular function: signaling receptor activity. The transcript has 9 exons. Bases 715 to 1707 code for a protein of 330 amino acids.
AAGAGUGAGGAGGCUGGGGGAGCCGAUGAGGAAGGCUUCCGUUAGGUGCGCAGUGGUGGGGGCAGGGAAGAGCGGAUGGAUUCAGGGAUACUCAGGAGGGAACACAGGCAAGGGAGCCUCCUGGGUGUGGAGGAUGAAAGUGGCUGGAAGCUGGCAAGUUACAUUUUGGGCCUGUUGGGUGAGCGAUACCUGGGAGUCAUCCAGGUGGGGCCCUGCGCUCAAAAGAGAGGUCCGGCUGGAGAUGCACAUUUGGGAGUGACAUGCGUGUAAAUGAUGAGCUUAGCCUUGGGUAGACCAGAUGGCCCAGGGGGAGUGUGUGGACCAAGAAGAGAAGAGCAGAGAGGAGGGCCUAGAAGUGAGCUCCAGGGGUGCCAGCAUUCAGAGACGGAGCGUUGGGAGGUGUCCCAGAGAGGGAGCAGGGAACCCGGGGAGCCCGGUGCUGGAGGAGCCCGAGGAUGCUGAAGGAUGGGGGCCUAGCCUGCGGUGAAGUCUCUGGAGGCUUCAGCCUCACCGUGUGCCAUUCAGACACCUCCGUAAAUUAAAAUCCUAUGGGUGCAGUUAAGACAAGAGGGACCCUUGGACGGGACAGAGUGUGAGGUGAAGCGGCUCGGACACCGGCUGGCCAGAGGCAUCCGGAGCCAUGUCAGAACUUUGAGCGAGGCCUGGUGACAGGGACCGGCUGUCACCCACCAGUCUUCCCAGCUCCGCUUCAGGAUGCUGAGCCUGAAGCUCCCCAGGCUGUUCAGCAUAGAACAGGUGCCCCAGGUGUUCCACGAGCAGGGCAUCCUCUUCGGCUACCGACAUCCACAGAGUUCCGCCACGGCCUGUCUCCUCAGCCUUUUCCAAAUGACUAAUGAGACCCUCAACAUCUGGACGCACUUGCUGCCCUUCUGGUUCUUCACGUGGAGGUUUGUGAGCACCCUGCGUGUGACGGACGUCCUGAAUGACAGCUACGCCUGGCCUCUGCUCGUGUACAUGGGCGCCAGCUGUGUGUACCCCCUCGCAUCCAGCUGUGCACACACCUUCAGCUCCAUGUCCAGGAACGCCCGGCACAUCUGCUACUUCCUGGACUACGGCGCCGUCAACUUCUUCAGCCUGGGCUCCGCCAUCGCCUACUCUGCCUAUGUGUUCCCGGACGCAUUGGUGAACACCGUCUUCCAUGACUACUACGUGGCCCUGGCUGUGCUGAACACCAGCAUUAGCACCGGCCUCUCCUGCUAUUCCAGGUUUCUUGAGGUCCAGAAGCCCAGGCUCUGUAAGAUGCUUCGUGUCCUGGCCUUCGCUUAUCCCUACACCUGGGACUCCCUUCCCAUCUUCUCCAGGCUAUUCCUCUUCCCCGGGGAGAGUGCACAGAACGAAGCCACCUUGUACCACCAGAAGCACAUGGCCAUGACCCUCCUGGCCUCUUUCCUCUACUCCGCGCAUCUGCCGGAGCGCCUGGCUCCUGGACGCUUCGACUACAUCGGUCAUAGUCACCAGCUGUUUCAUGUGUGUGUGAUCCUGGCCACACACAUGCAGAUGGAAGCCAUCCUUCUGGACAAGACUCUAAGGAAGGAAUGGCUCCUGGCCCACUCCAGGCCCCUGUUGUUCUCUCAGAUAGCCGGAGCCAUACUUCUGUGUCUCAUCUUCAGCCUCAGCAACAUAGUUUAUUUCUCAGCUGCUCUGUAUCGGAUUCCUGAGCCAGAAUUACAUAAAAAAGAAACAUAAUUCAGACCAUAAGAUUUUUGUGCCAAAUGUCAACAUUAAGCUACAACUUCCUAACCACCAUAAGCCGGUGUCAUGGUACCAGUUUACAGUGGCCUAAAAUAUUUAUAAUGGUUGGUGUCUUAGCAUUUUUGAAUGGGUUCAUGUCAAUAAGGUAUUGACGUGGGGACAUUUCUCUAGACGUGCAUUGGUUCCGUACGUGUGAUUUUAAAAGGGGAACAUGGGUUCAAGUAAGUCCUCAUUCAGGCAAAUCAUUAAUAUUUCAUUUAGUUUUUAAUUUAUUUAAAGUGAGUUCUCCAAUCCUAUUUAAACAAUUGGAUUAAGCAUACCUCCCUUGUAGCUUUACUAUGAAAUAGUGGAUUAAGCUUUACUACCCUUGUAGUAUUACUCUUGCAGAAUGCAACGUGCUUCAUCUGAUGAGUUUCAUGUAACAAAGCCUCUCCCAAGAGCUCCCACAGUGGGAAGAGAAUGAGCUGGAAAGGUCAGUAGGGGAACCUGAGAAAGAGUAAGUUGGGUCUGUGGGAGCCCUGGGGGCUGGGAAGGCAUUCCAGAAUGAAGAAACCUGGUUUGGGGAGUGGUCUUCUUCCUUUCCCCACCUAGUGAAGGGAAUGAAUAGAAAGAGAGUCCUCUUUUCCUACAAGUACAUUUUUUUUCACAAUGCAAGCUUCCCAUGUCAUUAUAGAUUUGGAUUUUCUUAAAAGUCCACAGCCUGUGGCUAAGUGUUGCAUGUUCUGUUUUGCUCUGUUUUCUUGUCACCAGUUUGAUGCCGCCAAGUAUUAUGCAGCACAGGUAAAAUGUGUUACCCAGUGGGCAUUGGCUGAGUCAAUCCCAAUUGGUUGUGCUUGUCUGUCACCUUUUAAGCCAAUGACAUCACGAUAUUUGGGGAGGUUAUACAUUUGAUGUUGCUUCAGCAUUUCAUAUAUGCUGCUGAGUUUAGUGUUCAUGUGCAGAGGAUGCUAAAGACCUUGCCAAAGGGAUGGAAACACUUGGUGAGCUUGUGACAAAUGUAGAUUCCCCAGGCAAAUCAGGAGAUGCUGCUUUACUAGUUUAAAAUGUUGGUUUCCUGGAGAAGAUCUACACUGGAGAAAGUCCCCCAGGUGAUUCUGAGUCAGGAGGGCCAUGGGCCAAACUUGCAGAAAUGCUGAUGUCACAAAUUCCAGAAGGUACUUGGCCUAUCAGCUUUGUUUUGAUUGGUCUAACUUUUAGCAACUCACCACCUAAGAAUGUGUCCCCUGCUUUCUACUCUGUGGAGUAUUACAAAACACUGAGUAUUUUCUCAUCUGUUGCAUUACUAAUUAAAGUUCACUGUUUCAUGAUGUUUUCAGAGAGUACAGAAAUGCUGACACAAAACAGUUUUUAACAGAAGCCCAUCACUCCCUAAUGUGCACUUGCUAAUGACUUAAGGGGCCAUCCAUCACAAUGCAGGAUCCUCUUUUGCUGACUCAGGAGCACCCCCAUAUCUUAGUAUACUGCCUCUCUGGUUUACUGGCCCAGACACUCGAAUGGCCUUAUAAAUAGCUCAUCGUCCAAUCCUCUAAGGACAAGUAACAAUUUAUAUUGGAUGCGAGUGGUCAAGAAAUAUGAUUUCAUUAGUUUUAUUAUCUGUUUACUUCCUCUGGGGAAGGUAGACUGAUAGAAUUAUAUGGGCUGGUAAAUUUUUGGUACAUUAAUUGCCAGCUGCAUGACAAAAUUUGUUCUUUUGGCAAGAGGCUGACAUUGUUAGUGGAAUCUUACUCCAGCAGGGUCUGUGGGCUUCCAUUUCAUGUUAUUGUAACUUCAGUCUUAUGGUGGACAAAGGUACAAAGUUUAAAUACUCCAUUCUAGUAAUGCCAAAGGCAUGAAGGCUUUUAAAUUCUCUUGUUUAUAGAGAGUAAAAUAAGGUUCUUCAUUUAGCUCAGAAGUAGUUGAAAGAUAACGGGUGACUAAUUUGAAGGACUUUUAGAUUAUUUAAUUUAAUCUUUGGUUACGUUGCUUUUUCAGCAUGCUUAAUGAUGAAAAUGAAAUGUUAAAUCAACAAAAUAAGACCAGAUGUUUCAUAAUGUUUUUAUAAGUUUGGUAAACUUAGUCCCAUUGUAACUUUUGGACAGUGUUACAAAUUAAAAUUUUAUAACAGUUUGCAGUACACUGAUUUGGACGCUUCUAAUGUUGAGUGAGAAUGGGUUCAAAUAUAUUAAUUAUCAUUAAGUAUUAUGAAGUCUAACGUGAGUAUAGUUUUGCCUAAGCCAUUCCGGAAAUUAAAAAGUUUGGCAGUGGGUCAGUUGAAACCUCACUGGGAAGAUGUCUUUUAAUGUAGCAGUUCUCUCAUUGUUUUCAUGUCUCAAUACACUUUAGAGAGGUACCAUAUUCCCACUGCUGUCUCCAAAGGCAGGGGGGAGCGACGGGGGAGAGAAUUCCUAAAGAGAUGUAUUUCUUCCCCCUCCUCCUGCUUGACAAACACUACUCUAAAAUUUGCCAGUCAUUUUUGUUGUGAUAAAACUCAGAUAUGUUUGAAUGAGGCCAUUUAGUCAAUUGCCCCAGAGUUUCAUUUUCCUUUGCUCAGUUCUUAGAAAGGAACUCUCCCUCUUCUUUCUAAAGACAUGAAUUUGUCAUUGUUGAUUAGAGUUAAAAGUGGGAUGUUCAGAAGCCUUUUGAGUACAAAGUGAUUUAAAUAUUUGGUCUGCUGCAAUCUUUCUCAAAGUUUUUUUGUGGAAGGAACUCAGCUCCCAGGAGAUGUUCUGAGGAAGGCAGGGUGGAGAAGAAUGCUGUUUUUGGAUGCAUUGGAGAAACCUUUCCUUUGGAUCUGCUGUGUCCCAAAUUUGUUUUGGUCAUGGUACCCUUUUUAUAUGAAACACCUAUUAACACUGUAUAACAACACUUUAUAACAUAUUGUUGAAUGCCAGCCUCUGAUUUUCCAGUUGACAAUACAUUAUGGAUGAAAAGGCAGAGACCUAUGUCCAAACUCAGAGAUGUUCUUCCAACUUAUACUAAUGUCUGGUUUUCUUAAACUGUGUGGAAGAAAAAAUAAAAUAAAAUGUAUUUAUUAUAGGAAAGUCCUCCCGUUUCUCACUUGACUUGGUUAUAUUUCACCUACCCCACUGCAAACAUGUUCAUUCAUCAUGAGAAAUAGAUUCCUGUACGUGUGUUUUGUUAAGUCAUUCAAUGAACAUUUAUUUAGUGCUUGGUAUAUAUAGAACAAACACCAUCCUAGGAGUUGGGGAUACAGAAGAGAACAAAACCCAAACCAUCCUUCCCUCGUGGAGCUGAUGUUCUAUGUCAGUCAGUAGGACAAGAGAUAUAGAUAAAUUCAGAUAAUGGUAAGUGCUUAGAAAAUAAGCCUGGGACUUCCCUAGUGGCGCAGUGGUUAAGAAUCCGCCUGCCAAGGCAGGGGACAGGGGUUCAAGCCCUGGUCCGGGAAGAUCCCACAUGCCGUGGAGCAACUAAGCCCAUGCGCCACAACUACCGAGCCUGCGCUGUAGAGCCCGCAAGCCACAACUACUGAAGCCCGUGAGCCACAGCUACUGAAGCCCGCACACCUAGAGCCUGUGCUCCGCAACAAGAGAAGCCCGCGCACCGCAACGAAGAGUAGCCCCCCGCUUGCUGCAUCUAGAGAAAGCCGCGUGCAGCAACAAAGAACCAACACAGCCAAAAAUAAAUAAAUAAAUAAAUUUAUAAAAAAAGAAAAGAAAAGAUGCCUGGUGAGGGAAUAGGGAGGGGUGGGGUAGGGCAGCUGAGAUAGGAUGGGCACUCUGAUAAACUGGUAUUUGAGGAGAGACUUGAUGGUUGAAAAGGAACCAACUUUGCCAGCAUGUGGGGGAGAGUAUUUCAGGUCCAGGUAGCUGUAAGUGCAAAGGCCCUAAGGCCAGUAAGCGUUUGUCUUAUUGGAAGGAUAGAAAUCAGGCCACUCAUUCCUGAAAUGUAUAGCUCCAGAAGACAUCGGCAUGACUCAGAGAACUAUGAAAUUUCUCCUGAAUGUUCCUCCUGGGAGAUUGCCCAAGGGGUCUUCCUAUGGCCCCUUGGUAUUUGUAUGAAUUCUUCAACUCUGUAAUAAACGUACUUCGGCAAA